This is a messenger RNA of Lactuca sativa (garden lettuce), 630 nucleotides long. RefSeq names its product EG45-like domain containing protein. Gene Ontology annotation, biological process: systemic acquired resistance. NCBI's taxonomy places the organism in Eukaryota, Viridiplantae, Streptophyta, Magnoliopsida, Asterales, Asteraceae. Gene Ontology annotation, cellular component: apoplast; cell wall. The record is from RefSeq and is a predicted model, not a curated record.
UUUUUUUUUUUUUUUUUUUUUUUUUUUUUUUUUUUUUGCUUCUGUUAGAGAAAAACCAAAGAUGGGUUUGAUUGCGAGAACUUUUUUCUUGAUUGCCAUGGUUGCAUGCUUUGCUUCAGUUGCUCACGCCAUUGCAGGCCAAGCAACUUUCUACACUCCUCCCUACGUGCCAUCAUCGUGUUUUGGUUUUGAGGAUCGUGGGGUUCUGAUUCUAGCAGCAAACAGUGGUUUGUUUGCCAACAGAGCUGCAUGUGGAGAUAGGUACCGUGUUACUUGCACCGGUAGAACCAAUGAUGGUGUUCUGAACCCAUGCACAGGCAGAAGCGUUGAUGUAACUGUUGUAGAUCUUUGUCCCGGAUGUGCAGCAAAUCAAGUUGACCUUUCCCAAGAGGCGUUUGCUGUGAUUGCUAAUACGGAUGCGGGGAGAAUUAACGUUGAAUAUAACCGGAUGGGAAUUAAUGAAGUACGUAUGCAAUACGCUAAAAUCAAUUCUCUUAUGAUCAGUUUACUUUGAAAUAAAAGACACUCAAAGGUAUUUUAAAUGUAUGCUUCUAUAAGUAUCAUGGCAAUGUAUGAAGUAUCGGUUGAAGAAAAUUUCUACAUUUAGUUAUAUGAUUUCUAUUAUACUUA